Molecule: messenger RNA, 869 nt
Organism: Drosophila albomicans
Lineage: Eukaryota; Metazoa; Arthropoda; Insecta; Diptera; Drosophilidae
Product: protein PDF
Exons: 1
Coding region: 446-808 (120 amino acids)
Biological process (GO): response to light stimulus
Cellular component (GO): extracellular region
Molecular function (GO): hormone activity
Source: RefSeq, a predicted model, not a curated record
GGGUGGCGAUUAUUUUGGAAGUGGCCAUAAAAAUGUUUUCGGCUAUUUAAUACAGCAUUCGAAUUUUAUGGAGUUUAGUCUAAAAUUAAUCUGGCGAGGCAAACAAAAACAAAAUGUAUGUCACCCAUUCAGCUUUGCGAUGGAGGACUUUUCCGCGUAAGCAAAUAGAUGUCUUUGGCUUCGUAUCGGGUUCUCUGUUCUCUCGUGUUGUGUUCUGUUCUGUUGUGUUGGCAAGCACAUAAAAACACAGUGCAUAAUCAAAUAUUGGCCAUGAGGCGACUCGUCGUAGCCAACCUUUAGUUAUUUGCCUGCGCCUGACAUAUUUGCCAAUGGAACUGACACUGGAUGCGUUGAAUACGCGUGCGGUUUCCAGCUGUGAUUUACCUAAGCUGCUUGGUUCAAUCGACCAAAAUGUCCUGCUAUAUAAAUCAGACCACAAUCCUCAAUGGUCUCAUUCGCAAGUUUCAAGUGCUUUGCUGCAGUUCGUUGUUCGCGUGAAUCUCUUUUGACAAUGGCCAACUACAAUCUCAUUCUGGCUCUCUUGGUGUUGAUCAGUUGCUCUCUGGUAGUCGCCACACCGGACGAGGAGCGUUACAUGGAGAAGGAAUAUAAUCGGGAUCUAUUCGAUUGGAUCAAUAAUGCGGCACGUUAUGCCCCACUGCAGGCAGCUGGCAAUCCCUGCAAGUAUUAUCCCUACUAUCUGGCCAACGCGUUGCCCAACAACAAUAUGCGUAUGCCAAAGCGCAACUCGGAGCUGAUCAAUUCGCUGCUUAGUUUGCCCAAAAACAUGAACGAUGCGGGCAAAUAAAUUUGCAGUUGGCAGUUGGCAAACAAAAAAAAAGAGAAAAGCUGUGAAAUUAAAUACAGGG